Messenger RNA from Cryptomeria japonica (Japanese cedar), 765 nucleotides. RefSeq lists its product as uncharacterized. The transcript has a single exon. The record is from RefSeq and is a predicted model, not a curated record. Lineage: Eukaryota; Viridiplantae; Streptophyta; Pinopsida; Cupressales; Cupressaceae. The coding region runs from base 1 to 765 and encodes 254 amino acids. Gene Ontology annotation, molecular function: nucleic acid binding; RNA-DNA hybrid ribonuclease activity.
AUGCUUCUGAGUAGGAAAUUUUGCAAAGAUCUUGGAGGCGAAAUCAAAAUGGAUUGGUCUGAAGCCAUCAUUCCCCUUGGAAAUCAGAAAAUUAAGCUUGAACCUGAGCCCAAAAAUAAGUACACUAUUUUUCCCUUAGAUAACCCAAAAACCCAGAUUCUAUUUCAGGAGUGUGAGUUUGGAAACUAUCUUGUUCUUGCACCUGGUGAAAAGAAAAUAGACGAGGCAUUUGAUGAACUUGACGGGCUAUGGCAGAUGGAGUUUGAUGGAAGCUGUGCUAACUCCGGUUCUAGAGCAGGGGUGGUUUUGCUGUCACCAACUGGUAAUAUUCUCCCCUUUUCCUUCAAGUUGUAUUUUAAGAACACUAAUAAUAAUGCUGAAUAUGAGGCACUAUUAUUAGGAUUAAGUGAGGCCAAAUGUAAAGGAAUUAAGUUGCUUAAAGUCAAAGGUGAUGCAGAAUUAAUUGUUAGGCAGGUGAGAAACAUCUAUACAAUUAAGAAUGAAAAGUUGAGGCAUUACAGAAAUAGAGUUUGGGAUGAAUUAGAAUUCUUUUAUGCCUUCUCGAUUGAAGCAAUUCUGAGGGAGCAAGAUAGUAGGGCAGAUUCAUUAGCUGUGUCAGCUUCACUUUUAUUACCACAUCUGGGUUUUAAAGAUAACUCAUAUAGGAUUGAAAUGAUCUAUAGGCCCAGUGUUCUUGAUAAUGUAGAUCAUUGCCAGAUUUUUGAUGCGGAUGCACAGAUCAAAGAUUUCCUAGAAUGUGCUUAG